AGUAAGUAAUCUUUACAUUUAUUUUUACCAUUGUUUGCCCAAAUUUCUGCACUAUAUAAAUUGCAUACCACAUUAUACAAGUUGAACCAGUGAGAGUUGUGAAGGUGGAAGGCGCCUGGAAGCUUCACUCUGACUCAGCCACUCGCCACCACCCGAUCACGAGGAACAUCUACUUGCAAAUAAAGGAAUUAUAAAAUGGCUGAUCCCAGGAUUAAGCAGCUGCGUAUCAAGACUGGAGUUGUGAAGCGUUGUUGUAAAGAAAAAAUCAGUUAUGAGAAGGAGGCUGAGCAGAUUCAGGACAAAAUAAAGAAAAUGCAAGAAGAAGGUCAGGAAGUGUACUACAUCAAGAAGCAAGAUCUCUUACUGCAGGAAACACAAACUGUCAUUCCAGAUUGUCAGAAACGACUAAAUUCAGCUUACCAAGACUUAAAGGCUCUCGUGGAUGCUGAGACAGAGUUAGAAGAGGCUGAGGAAUAUCAAGCAGCCAAGACUGUAGUGGAGGAGACAAGUGCCCACAUCACAGCAUAAGUGUGGUGUGCAGAGAUGACCUGUGUGCCAUUAUCUACUACAUGUGCACAGGAAUCUACUUAUAUGCUAAUUUAUGUUAAUUAGAUGUGCUACUAGAAAUUCUUUUAUCCUUAUUUGUUGUGAAGUGAAAAGCAAAUUGAUGCGCAACUGAAAGUUGAAAAAAUAGACGUAUCUUUGUGAGUUAUGAACAGACGUUACAAAUACAGUAUUUAGUUUGCGGAUGUUUGAUUGAAAAUUG
Messenger RNA from Homarus americanus (American lobster), 766 nucleotides. It is a transcript of the gene Tbca, whose product is annotated as tubulin-specific chaperone A-like. Gene Ontology annotation, biological process: tubulin complex assembly; post-chaperonin tubulin folding pathway. Gene Ontology annotation, cellular component: microtubule cytoskeleton; cytosol. Gene Ontology annotation, molecular function: beta-tubulin binding. The coding region runs from base 196 to 528 and encodes 110 amino acids. The record is from RefSeq and is a predicted model, not a curated record. NCBI's taxonomy places the organism in Eukaryota, Metazoa, Arthropoda, Malacostraca, Decapoda, Nephropidae. The transcript is spliced from 4 exons.